This is a messenger RNA of Knipowitschia caucasica, 855 nucleotides long. NCBI's taxonomy places the organism in Eukaryota, Metazoa, Chordata, Actinopteri, Gobiiformes, Gobiidae. The record is from the annotation of a GenBank genome assembly.
AUGAGCUCCUACUUUGUGAACUCGUUCUCGGGGCGAUACGCGAAUGAUUAUCAACAACUGCUGAAUUAUGGAGGCGCGGGCAGCGGCGGAGGAGGCGGUGGCAGUGGGACCGGGACCGGCGCCGCGUACAGGGACCCCACCGCGAUGCAUCACCCGGGGACUGCUGGCUACGGCUACGGGUACAAUGGCAUGGAUCUGUCCGUGAGCAACACCGGGAGAAGCGGUGGGAGCGGCGCGUUCGGAGGAGGGGAAGGUGGAAGAGGCUUCGUAGGUGGCACGGAGCCGCGUGGAGGCUACAGCAGGCAGGGAACCGCGACCUGCUCCCUGACUGACGCGCUCCUGUCACCGCGUCACAGCAGCAGCAGCAGUGGCAGUGGAGGCGGGGAGGAUGAGGCUAAACUUGGGUCCAAACAGCAGGAGAGCAGCGGUGGCAGCGGCGUUGGAAGUUUGUGUCAAGCCUCUGAAAGCAUCGCCUCCAAGCGCUUCACCGACUUGGAAGAGCCAGACGUGGAGGAGCAGCAGCAGCAGCAGCAGCAGCAGAAGCAGGUCUCCGCGGGGGCAGAGGCUCCGCAGAUAUUCCCCUGGAUGAGGAAGCUCCACAUAAGCCACGAUAUGACGGGUCCGGACGGGAAGCGAGCGCGCACGGCGUACACGCGGUACCAGACGCUGGAGCUGGAGAAGGAGUUCCACUUCAACCGGUACCUGACGCGGCGGCGGCGCAUCGAGAUUGCGCACGCGCUCUGCCUCACGGAACGACAAAUCAAGAUCUGGUUCCAAAACCGACGCAUGAAGUGGAAGAAGGACAACAAACUGAAAAGCAUGACCCUGACCACGGGGAGCGCAUUCCAGCCUUAG